UCUGCCCAGCUCACAACCCUAACUUCAACCUUUUUCUUGAAACCUUUCGAUCCAAACCCAAAAUGUGUAAGAUUUCGUCCACAUUUUUUCUAUAUUUCAUACAAAAACGUUUCGUCAAUACGGUUUCUACUCCUACGUUGCCUUCAGCGUCUGUUUCCACAAUUGAAUUCCUCAAAAAUUCAUGUGGGCUUCCUUCAGAAUCUCCUUCUUCCGCCCGUCAAAACCCCCAAAUAGAUGAAAGAAACAUCCAGCACUACCAAGCCAUUCUCGGUAUCUUGCAAUCGCAUGGAUUCGAGAAUUCACAGAUCGCCAAGUUGGUUUCGAGACAACCUUCGGUUCUUCGAUCCAAAGUAUCCACCAAUCUGAAGCCUAAAUUUGAGUUCCUCCAGGAAAUCGGGUUCGAUGGUCCUUUACUUCCUAAGCUAAUUCUAUCAAACCCUUGGAUUCUUAGCAGGAGCUUAGAUUCUCAUUUGAAACCAUCAUUUUUUUUCUUGAAGGAAAUUCUUGAAUCGGAUGAAAAAUGAAGGUGUACCUUCUUGGAGAAUAGCGACACUGAUUGUAACGCAGCCUAGAACUAUAAUGCGAAAGCUUGAUACAAUGAUUGAAGUAGUCAAAAGGGUUAAAGAAUUGGGCAUUGAACCAAAGGCUACUAUGUUUCUUCAUGCACUUAGAGUAAGGAGUUCAAUGAAUGAUUCAACUUGGGAGAAGAAAAUAAAUGUUUUGAAGAGUUUAGGAUGGUCUGAGAAGGAGAUUCUUACAGCAUUUAAGAAAUGUCCACUUUAUUUAAUUCGUUCAGAGGAGAAAAUGAGGGUUGUUGCAGAUUUCUGUUUCAACACUGCAAAGUUGGAUCCAGAAGUUGUAAUUUUUUACCCUAAGUUAUUCAUGUGUGCACUGGACAACCGGCUCCGACGGAGGUACAAAGUUCUUGAGGUUUUAAAGGCUAAAAAUCUUCUUAAGAGUAAAAAGAUUGCUUGGAUGCUUUUAGUAGCGGAGAAAAGAUUUGUGGAGAUUUGUGUUCUUAAGCAUUUGGAUGAAAUCCCAAAUCUUAUGGACGUGUACCGGGGCAAUGUCGCAGCCGAAACCAGUUCUGUUCAAUAGGACUGGAAAGUUGUAAGUUCAAAACAUUCUAUUAGUUUAAUUUCAGCAUCAUUGUCUUCAAAAUGGGAGAGCAUUUUUUUCUUGUCAUUCAAAGAACACUGCUUCUUGAGCUUGUCAAGAUUUCUCUCUCAUUUCAAGUGGGAGACUUCUGUUAUUUUCCCUUCUAAUUUGAUACUGUUAGCUAAUUCUUUUGCUGUAUACUUCUUAGAGUUGAAAUUGAGAGGCCUUUUGUUUUUCCCUUCCUAAUCUUUCGAACAAAAGCACUGGCAAGCUUCUCACUAGAAGCUGGCUUCGUCUUCUACGUCGUGGUUCAAGUUAGUGUUGGGCACAUAGUUAUUCAAGAAAAGGCAUAUAUAUAUUUAUAUAUAUGUAUUCUCUUGGAUUUUGGAUGAGUUUGUGCUCCAUGGAUAGAAGGAAUGAACUUCAUUUCUCAAUUUCACCAAGCUACCCACAUCAAGAGUUUUGUUAAGCCCUUUUUUCCUCUA
This is a messenger RNA of Cucumis sativus (cucumber), 1583 nucleotides long. RefSeq lists its product as uncharacterized. Gene Ontology annotation, molecular function: double-stranded DNA binding. NCBI's taxonomy places the organism in Eukaryota, Viridiplantae, Streptophyta, Magnoliopsida, Cucurbitales, Cucurbitaceae. Gene Ontology annotation, biological process: chloroplast organization; regulation of DNA-templated transcription. Bases 514 to 1098 code for a protein of 194 amino acids. The transcript is spliced from 2 exons. Gene Ontology annotation, cellular component: chloroplast. The record is from RefSeq and is a predicted model, not a curated record.